UUUUAUAAACAAAAUAAAAAUAGAAGAAAAGUGCAAGCAAAAACAAAUCCCAAAAAAUUUAACCUGAUAAAUUUAAUCAACAUCAAAUUAUUAUAAAAAUUCGUACAAAAACUUCAGAGAUUAUUUGAAAUUAAUUUAAAAAUUACUACUGUUUUUCCAAAUUUGAAGUCAUUCAUAAAUUUUUUAUUGUUGUUGUGAAAUCAUAUUGAAUAUUCCAUCCGGACAACUAAGCUACUGCGCUGUGACUGCUUAUUCCUGUUCAUACUUGUCUAUAAAGGGUUUUGAUGUGAAAAACUUAAAAAACAAUAACAAUACUUUGAAAAGAACAUACAAAAUAGAUAACUAUGGAUGUCCAUAAAGAUCCAACUGAAGUUCCCACUGGGUUUACGAAAGAAGCAACCACGACGUCGACUUUCGGUAAUCAGUCAACAGGUUUUUCUACAGGAUCAGGAUUUGGAAGACAAACUAAUACAGUUUUUGGUACAUUUCCAAAUCAAAAUAACCAACAAACCCAAACCAAUAAUCUAGCUGCAUUUGGGUCUCAAAAUAGCAGUUUUGGAAAUAACAUCUUUAACAACCAAGCAGAAUUUUGUCAACCGCAUUAUUUUGGAUUCGGUUCUAUGAUGUCACAGCAAACUACGAACAUUUGCUUCACGGGCUUUGGCGAACCCAAAACUAAUUAUUUAUUCAACAGUCCCUUAAGUGGCACCACCAUGAAGAGAGUAAAAUUGAUUUUCGAAAGUCCAGAUAUGGUUUUUGGAAGUAGCAUUUACAAGAAGCCCAACGUUAUUGUUGAAAUUGAAGUUCAUCCAACAAGCAACCGAAUUUGGCAAUCAAAUUGUAGUGACUUCUCAUUUAGUGUUAUCCACGUUGAAAAAUAUAACAGCAUGUUUACGAUGAAAAGUGCUGGUCCUUUAAAAUUUCUAGUAAGAGUUAAACAUUCGACAACACUCUUCGGCGACAAUAGCAUAUCGCCAUCAAUGAAUAAUGGCAAUCAAAAAAUAACUUUUACUUUCCAAUCUAACCAACGACAAUUUGGAUCAAACACAAGAGAAAAAGAAACUAUUGUGGAAGUUCCUUUACCUGUCAAUAAUUUAAUGUCGAAGUUUUCAAAUGAGUAUUUUAUGGUUGCUGUUGGACCAGAUUUUUCUACAAAUUCUUUCGAAGUUCAAACCUCAACAAAUAGUGUCUUUAAAAUUACGUUCGCAGAAAAAGGAAAAUAUAACCAUUUCUUUGGCAACAAUCGUCAAACCAGAAGUGGUUCAGUAUUUUUCGAUCAAGGUCGCCAAAUUAAUGCAUUUCCAUCUACAAGUAGCAGCCUAUUUGGUAAUCGAGCAGCAUUUGGGACAAAUCAGACGUUUGGAAGUUCAACAAAUGGAAAUAAUUGUAUUCCAUCUAAUCAAGCUCAACCAAUGACUUUCAAUCAAACAGUUAACGGUGGCUCGUUAUUUGGAAAGCUGUCAACAACAACACAAACAUUUGGCGCGCCUGCAGGAUUUGGUGUAGCUACAGGUCCUACUGGUAUUUGCACUGAAAAACAAGACAAAAGCAGUUCGACUACAGGAAUCUCAUCCUUUGGUGAAACAAAUGAAUGUUUUGAGAGUCCGAAAGCAUUUGGGACCGUUGGAGGAUCCGCAUUUGGUCAAGUAAAAAGCAUUCCGCGACCACAAUCUGGUUCAUUAUUUAGUGGCUUUAAUUGUUCUCAACCGUUUUGUAAUAAUCAGUCUUCAAAGAACAACAGUGAAGAGUUUGAAUUUGGAGCUUCAAGUCAACCGGCAACAGGAAUUGAUAAUGAACUUUCUGCAGAGAAUCUUAAAUCGGCUAAAUACAAUCCAACUUUUGGGACAGAAGUUUUAGCCAAUUCCUCACUUCCUGUGGAAACUAAACCAAAUUGCAUCACCGCAAUGGAUGAAUAUGCAAAUAAAUCCUUUGAAGAAAUUCGACUUAACGACUACUUAAGAACAUUUCCUGAAACCUCUCCUAAACAAAAUAAUCUCACAACAGAGAUUGCUAGAAGAGAAGAAGCAACAGCUUCAAAUUCAAAUACAAACACAAUCACCGCCUUUAGUCCAUCAAAUAUGGUUGGAAAUACAAAUCAAGCAUUCUUCGAUCAGCUUCAUCAAUUGAUUCCCUAUCUGAACGCCGGAUCAUUUUGUAAAUGUAGCCGCUCAUGCAAUUCAAACAAAACCCAAAGUAACUCGCAAACAUUAGCAAACAAUCAACCAAGAUCAAAUAGUGAUUCUCUUGAUAAUCUUUAUGUUAACACUCAAAUAUCUCGUCUAAAUGAUAAUAUAUCGAUUAAUGAAUUUUACAAUGACGUCUUUAAAUACUUGGAACAUAUUCAAAAACAAUAUCGUCAUUUGGAAAGCACUCUUAAUAAUAAAAAUGCAACACAUACUUCUGAAGAAAAUUCAAAUAAAUCUGAAGGAACCGAUAAAACAGAAGAAACACCGAACAAAAACAAACAAAAAUCACCGAUGACAGUUUUUGGUAGUUCAACUUAUUCUGCCGUUAAAAUCGGUUUGAAUGAAAACAGUUCGGCCUUAAAUCCAGAUUCCGAAGAUACUGAUAAAGUUACUGUCCAAGAAACUUCUGAGGCAAAUAAUAGUUUAUUAUUCGGAAUUAAGAAUAAACCACUUGAAACUGAUACUGCUGGUAAUUCUGCCAAAUUAAGCGUUGAAGAAAAAGCAAGCGAGACCAAGGAGGACCUUUCUAAGAAAACUGACAUCCUUAACGAAGAUGGAAUAAACAAAACUCCCACCACGCUUACACAAACAAUUCCAGUAUCACUUUUUGGCUCAUCAAAUUAUUCGACAACAAAUAUUGGCUUUGACCUUUUUAAACAAACGAAACCAGUAAAUGUUGCAAAUGAGUCUAGUGUUUUCAGUUCCAGUGCGUUUUCAGCUGCUGGGCCAACAGUAGCAACCUCCAGUAACAUAACAGAAAAUACAAAGAAUAACGAAGACGAACCGGCGGCUAAAUGUUUAUCUUUUUUCACAGGUUUUAAUGAUAACAUCGGCUUUGGAACAACAUCUAAGCCAGUUGAUUUUUCGUUUGGUGUUAGUCCUAGCAAAUCAAGCGAUGACGUCGCUCAAACAAAAGAUACAAGCAAGACACUCGAUGACCAAUCGAAUGGUGUAAAAACAUCAACAACUGGAAUUUUCUCAUCAACUGGAUCCAUUUUUGAAACUCAAAAUACUUCUUCCAGCAACAGAGUGAAAGCAAACCAAAAAAUAAGUUUUUCAUUUGGUUCUCCAUGCAGCGGCGAAAGACAUACGAGAACAGCCGUACCAAGAAAAUCACCUGACAACUCAUCAAGCAAUUCCUCUUUUUCACCAAUAAAAAGUAGUAAACCUGAAAAUAUCCCCACUGGCUUCAUUUUUUCUUAUGAGAGUAGCAACACUGAGGGAAAAAAGCCAUCAACAUAUGCUCCGCUUUUCCCAUUUAACAUUGUCAGCAGCGAGUCUGCUAACAUUUUCGCCAGUACCGAUUCGGCUAUUGGCUUGGGGAGUGAUAAAUUACCAGGACUAUUCUCAAUGAAAGCUUCAACUACCAAAGCUGACAAUUUGAGAGAAAAAAGAGAGAGCGAUGGAAAUACAGCAAAUAUUUCAGAUUCAAAGUUUACUGACUCAAACAAUGCAGGAGGAAGUCCUGGUGGAAUUAAUAUUGUCAAAGCAGUCAAUUCAUUAAAGUCCAUCAUAUCAAAUGACAAUAAAACACAAGAAGAAGAAUCAACUAAAGAAAAGAGUGGUUCUUUGAGAAGGCAAAUAAAUGAGCCGAUGGAUGAAAAAGAUGGUUUUGUAUCAUCGCCAGUGUUUAAAAUGAAAAAAAUAAGUGAUAUAUUAGCAGAUAUAAAUGAUAAAGAAGAAAACCUUAAGGAAUCUUCGAAUAAAUCUGACAGUGAAAGCGAUAUUUCAAACUACAGUUUGAUAUCCAAUCGAUCUUUGAAUGAAUCGUCGUGUAUUCAAAAUGAACAACAUCCAACUGGAAUUGUUAUGAAACGAUAUGGUUACUACAUUCAACCAUCAAAGGAACAUUUGAAAUCUAAAAUAACCGAAGACGGUGCCUGUCUUGUGUCAAACUUUACAAUCGGUCGCAAAGGCUACGGAAGUAUCUGUUUUAACAAAGAAAUUAAUGUAGCUGGUCUAAAUAUAGAUAACAUAGUUAAUUUUCGCAAUAAAGAACUAAUUACCUAUCCAAAUGAACACAACAAUCCACAAGUUAUUGCCGAUUUAAAAAAAUGUGAUGUACUUGUAACUCUUGAACAAGUCUGGCCACAUGAUGACGUAAAGCAUGAACCUAUAAAAGACCCUCAACAAUUGGAUAAACUUAAAUACGAAGAUAAAUUGCGUUCGGUUUGUUAUAAGAACGAUGUUCAUUUUGUUGAAUAUCGUCCAGAGACUGGAAGUUGGUUGUUUAAAAUGAAAAAAUUCGAUAAAGUCAAUAUUAACUGCUGGGAUGUAGAAGAUGAAGAUAUUUCUUUAGAACAAAAGAAUUCAACAGGAAUCUCAAAAAUAAUAAAGCUUAAGCAACAAAACCGUAGCCGAGCAAGGAUUGCCUCCAGAAUUAUCUUUAUUGCUAAAAGGAAACCUAUGUCUAAAAACUUCAUUUAGUUUUUUGUUUGUUCAUUGAAUAUGCGUUAAUAAAAAGAACUAUGUAAUUUGUUUAUAUAAAAAA
This is a messenger RNA of Eupeodes corollae, 4677 nucleotides long. Its product is annotated as nuclear pore complex protein Nup98-Nup96-like. Gene Ontology annotation, molecular function: structural constituent of nuclear pore. NCBI's taxonomy places the organism in Eukaryota, Metazoa, Arthropoda, Insecta, Diptera, Syrphidae. Gene Ontology annotation, biological process: protein import into nucleus; post-transcriptional tethering of RNA polymerase II gene DNA at nuclear periphery; RNA export from nucleus. The record is from RefSeq and is a predicted model, not a curated record. The transcript is spliced from 9 exons. Gene Ontology annotation, cellular component: nuclear pore; nuclear pore cytoplasmic filaments. Bases 345 to 4613 code for a protein of 1422 amino acids.